Messenger RNA from Biomphalaria glabrata, 3705 nucleotides. RefSeq lists its product as uncharacterized. Lineage: Eukaryota; Metazoa; Mollusca; Gastropoda; Planorbidae. The transcript is spliced from 10 exons. The record is from RefSeq and is a predicted model, not a curated record. Bases 707 to 2599 code for a protein of 630 amino acids.
UUGUAACCUAAUGGUGGUGACGGUGGGUUGGUGGUAACGUUAUUCUCUCUUUGGGUUAUUUCCCCUCUAUGUUAAUUAAACCGUUGAUAGUAUUUCUUUUUUAAAGUUAACAUCUUUUUUUUUCUAUUACCAGAAAUGUAGCCUAUAUUAGAUAUUAAACAAGCAAAAGAAAUAUAUUCUGAUACUUAGGGAAUCGUUCAAGAUGUUGAGUUUUUGUGCUACUUAUCGUGACUGAAUUGGGGAGGAGGCUAAUAACAAAUAUUUAAAGAUAGAGCAAUAAUUACAUUUAUCAUGGUAAAGUGUCUUUUACGUGAAUGGCUACCUUGUAGUAUGGAAUGUGCACUGGACUGUCGUUCGGAUGGUCUCGGGUUUAUACCCCGAGACAGCAUUAAUGUUGUUUGAUUUCCACCCGAAUUUUUUAAAAAAAGAAGAAAACAUGAUUCCUUAACUUCAUCAACAAGCUUGCCAAACAUACAGAAAACAUGAAUGUCUAAGAGCGGUGGAUGAUGCAAACAAGGAGCACAUUGAAGAAGAUGACAAUUACUGACGGAGAUUUCAUCGCAUAGUGAAUGAAUAUUUUGAGAGAAAAAGACUAGGUCUCCAGUUAAAUAGCUCCAGUGCAAAGACAAAUGUGGAAUCUGGUAAAUCAGUGCCCAAGAAGUCCAAAAUUAGUCAAGAUAUUAUUUCAUUUCAACGCCAAUGCAAAAUGUCAGCCGCCAACGCACUGGACAUGAACCCAAACUAUCGACGUGUCAACUUAAAUUCCAGAUCACAAGGUGUUAAUAAGUUUGGUGUUAAUACUGUACACUUGCCAUUGUCUCCAGUAGACCGACCUUCAAGGCUACAACUAGCUUCACCUUCAGGGGCCAUUAUGAAGUCCAGUAAAGGAUAUACAUAUCCUGGUCUUGUGAUGUCAUCAAGCCGGACUAACACCGCACAAGUAGAUUUGUUCGGCGAGCCUGUACUGAAGCCUUAUAGGUCUGCCACAGUGUAUCGCAGUAGCUCACCACAAGACACUCAUGGUUCAGAGUACUUUUUCAGUAAGAACGCUGCUAAUGAGACAUCAAACAAAAUGAAAUUAUAUUCUCCUAAAGACAAAAGAAGUUUUGAAACGCUUUUCAAUUCAGAGCAUGACACGGUACCGACUAGUCUAUACAACACAUCAUUUAAUAAUGGUGAGACCAGCCUCUUUAAUACAAUCUAUAGCCCUGAACAAGCCAGUAGGUAUCCUUGUCACAGCGGCUUUCCCAAUCUCAACAGUCAGCCAGUUUUGGUGAAUAGUUAUUGCUACGAGCCUGAACCAAACUAUAAAAGAAACUGUAGCGCGCAUUGCUGCCCUGCUGAAAUGUUUAGUGCUCAAACACCUGCACAUUUCACGCAUGCUUCGUUUGGGGAAGACAAAACUAAUUUCUCAGUUCAAAUUGUACCCUCUCCAGAAAGCCAAGAAGAGCUCUCUAGUGAGACAUCUACUUUGAACUGGUCCCAUGUAGGUCACGAGGAUUUCAGUCAUUUGGAGUUUCCAGAAGAGCAAUCAGAUCAGCUUGAAACAUCCAGCAAACCCUAUAAACAUAGGCAGGCAAAAACGACCAAUUCUUUUGAAAGAGAUGAAUCAUUAUGGGGUAACGAAAACUCGCAACCUCGAAUGACCAGUAUCAAAGAAACACAUCGUAGACAAAACAAAGGCAUGUUGCCUAGGAACUGGCAGUUAUAUCAACCUGAAAUCACGCCUUCCCGAAGUACUAUAUAUGGAGAAAACAUGGCCACAUCUUCUUUUGUUGUCUCCUCCGGCUUGGAUUUUACUCCAGAUGUACGUUUGAAAAGAAAUGGGACUUAUAGUCCUGUCUCAUCAAAUUCAACUCCUAUUUACUUAAGAAGAGAUGAUGAAGGUUUCAAAUCUGGUCUGUCAACAUGCAACGUUGUUGAAUCUUCCACUCUUAACACACUUACUUCAUCUCCUGAGGAUCCAACACAAUCAUUGAAAGACACUUCUGCUCCUAACAUUUUCCCUUCAUCUGGAUCUGGAGAUGGUCACAAAGUAAAGCCAGGACUCAGAAUUAGGAAAGCGAGUGACUGUGAUAGAAGGAUUAGAGAUAAGACAUGUACACCAGUAUCAAGUGAAACAGUUCAACAUGUACCUACCUACACACACAGAACUGAUGCAACACCACACCUGGUGGAUAGCAUGUCCAAAUUAGGGGAAACAAACGCACACGUCAGUACUAUCCAUCAAUCGUCACUGAAGGAACAAGUCAAGUUUUCACAGACUAGCUCAUUGAUACUAUUGACACCUCCAGAGCCUAGGAGUUGUCAGAGUUCAGAUCAUUGCAAUAGUGUGAUAACAUCGCCACGUGAUCAGGCCAAGGUCGAAGUAGGUCAGGUGACAUCCGGUGCUGACGUGGCAGAUGACGAUGUGCAGAGAUCCCAGUCCGUGGUGGUGGCGUCAGAAGGCGUUAAUGUGGCUAGUUUCAAGUCAGAGAGUACACAGACCACAAUCCAAGUCUUCAAGGACGCUGCUAAUAGUCCCAUCAGAGGACUUGUUGCCACCCAGCAGGUGUCCAGCAACAGUCUGGAAGAUGGUCUCAUUUCAAGCUCAGUCUAGCAAACAUUUAAUCACAUGAGUUGUUGAAACUUUGGAACAAAAAUAUCUGAAAUCUAUUUUUACCUUUUAUUUAUAGAAUCGCUUGUAUUGAUUAUUACUCUGUGUUGUCCUUGCCCUCCACUGUGUUGUAUAUACUACACUAGAAAUAGAUCUAAAAGAACACCACAGCUUAGAGAACAUAGCUCACGUCAAUUGUUGUAUUUCUAAUUAGUUCUAAACCUCGUUUCACUAUCUGAAGUUUGAGACUUGUUUAAAUAGCUCACUACAAGUCUUCUCUUUGUAUACUCUUGAACAGUGCACGUUGUUCAAGCUAGAUAACUUUACAAACCUAGUAGCAAUUCUUUUCAGGCUUUUUAGUUACUGUUCAUUUGUAACAUGUUGAAGAACUAUAUAGACUAUAUAUGCAUUUAGAAGACUAGAAUCUAUGCUACGUUAACAACUUUCUGUGCUCUUGCCUGUAGUUUCUAACACCUGCAUUGUUUUACUUGAUUACAAACAUUCGUUUUUGGUACAUUCUGAUGUUGUCAUUGAAACCAAUGUCCAGGCUAUUACAAAAAAGUUCCUUUUUUGUUGACGUUUUGUUCUUCUAUCUGGUUGAGUACAUAGAAAGUUUGGCUCUCUAGAAACACUCAUGAAAGUAGCUAGCAUACAGUAAUACUAUCAAACUAUGUCAGCUUACAAUGGGUUUUUGAAAUGUGAACACUAGAAACAUUGGUUGAAAACAAAUAGUUUAUUUCCAGACUUAAAACAUCUCUAAUAUAUACUACUUAUAUAGAGAAUAACAGUAGUUAGUAUUAGAUUGCAUUGAUUAUUAUUACAAUAAUAGAACAAGACAUUUGGGUCAGAUUUGAUGAAUAGUCUAAACCAAGAGAAUUCAUUAUCAGCAUAACAAAAUAAAUAACAAGAAAACAGAUAAACAGGUCUAGUUUGAGCCACUGAACAUUAGGAUAAAAAAAAAGUGAAUCACCGCAAAGAAAGUCAUUGAGUGACCUGACCUAUGUAAGUUAUACGUUUUUAGUUUUCCUACAGUGUACUUCCAUAAAAUGUUCAGUAUUUGUCCAAAGUUAUAAUGUCUGUAUUUGGAAAUUAUAAGAAUAAUUGUUACA